This is a messenger RNA of Gossypium arboreum, 1939 nucleotides long. Its product is annotated as transcription factor TCP12. The record is from RefSeq and is a predicted model, not a curated record. The coding region runs from base 262 to 1767 and encodes 501 amino acids. The transcript has a single exon. Gene Ontology annotation, biological process: regulation of secondary shoot formation. Lineage: Eukaryota; Viridiplantae; Streptophyta; Magnoliopsida; Malvales; Malvaceae. Gene Ontology annotation, cellular component: nucleus. Gene Ontology annotation, molecular function: DNA-binding transcription factor activity; sequence-specific DNA binding.
AUUGCUAUGCUUCACAUUCAAUUAAUCAAUAUAUCCCCUCGCUUUCAUAGCUUCUCUGCCUCCCACCACCUGUGCUGUGCUUCGUAUCCACUCACUUCCGUAGUUCCCUCUUUCUUUUCUUUUUCAAGCUGCCCCAGUUCAGUUCCUCCUCCCCCUUUUAAAAAAAAGAUGGACAACUACUUUUGUCUCCAAUAAAUACCAUCUACUAGCGUGAUAUUUCAGCUUCCCCUAGAUUCAAGAACACGAUCUGUAUGCAGACCCAUGUUUCCUUCCAGCAACAGUUACAACCCUUGUCCCUCGACCAUCCAUGCCAUGCCUGGAAACUCUAUUUCAGCUGAUCAACACCCAGCAGACUCUUCACUGGAGGAUCACCCCCCUGCUUUUUUUAACUUUCCUGCACCUUUUUUUGACGACGACGAUGAUGAUGGGUUGCUUAUGAGUCACCUUUUAUCCCAAGCACAGCAACAAAUCUUGGGGUCCAGUAGCAACACGGCACCACCGGAUUCCGAGAUUAAUGCAGCUCCUCCAAUAAAGGAAACCAAAAAGGUGCCGCCCAACCGGAAGAGAAGUAGUAACAACGGUGCAAAGCAGGGGAUUCCUCGAAAGAGAACCGGAAAGAAAGACAGGCACAGCAAGAUCUAUACAGCUCAUGGUCCAAGAGAUCGGCGAAUGAGAUUGUCACUUCAAAUUGCCCGUAAGUUUUUUGAUCUUCAGGACAUGCUAGGCUUCGACAAAGCAAGCAAAACUAUUGAAUGGCUCUUCUCUAAAUCCAAGGCUGCUAUCAAGGAACUCACGGAAAACCUCCCAGCACUGAAGCACAGAUGCAGUGAGGGAGGAAAGAGCGUGUCAUCUACAUCUGAAAGCGAAGUAGUGUCGGCAGCCAAAGAGUGUCAAGACAAUAUGGGAGACCGGCAAGGUGUUAUAGCAAGUGGAGAAGCCAUGAGAAGUACGACUACAGCUAGAGUGACAAAGGAAAGAAAAUCACGUAAAGUUUCAAUCAAUCAUAUUGUUGCAAGAGAAUCCAGGGACAAGGCAAGAGCAAGAGCAAGGGAGAGAACAAGAGAGAAAAUGAGGAUGAGAGAUCUUGAAAAAACAAAUAAAUGUUCAGAUGAGUCCAACCCUAAUGAAUUGGAAGAAUUGCAGUCCUCGAGUCCUCUUGAAAUUGGCGAAAAUUCGGGCCCCUCUACUGAAACAAACUAUAGUCUCAAGGUUGUGACAGAAAAACCCCACCGUAAUACUGCGGACUCGGACUCGAUAGAACAUCAAAUGGAUUUUGUAAGCACCAUUGAGAAAUUCCUGGGCAUCACAAGGUCGUCAGCCAUGUUUAAUUACUCAAACAACAUUGCAGACUCAAGGGAAGAAAACUCAGCGGAAAACUGUCCAGUUUUUUCAGGAAAUUGGGGCAUGAACAAUGAGAGGAUCCAUUACAGUUACUGUGCGAUGACAAACAUCAAGGAUUCAACAGGUAUUACCCAAGAACAAAACCCUAGUAUAAUUUUCAUGACGGACCCUAAUGAGCAAGAGCAAAAGAUUAGUUCAAGUUUUAUGUCCAACUCAAAUACCCAAGCGGAAAAUUCCACCACCAAUCUCAUUGCCAACUCAUAUGCAAAAAUGAUGAACCAUAAUUCAGACUUGACGAACCCCUCAAAUGCCCAUGAAGGAAGAAACCCUACUUCAAUUCUCAUGUCCUCCUCGCACAUUGGCUUGCAUUCAGAUUACCACGAAAAUCCCGCUGUUGCCAGCAAAUUCCACCAUUUUUACUUAUGAAGAUUGUUUUCAUAAACCCUUUCUUGUUUCCUGAUUAUGUUAAACAAAAAUUGUUCGGCUAUCUUCAAUUUGAUUUCCGUGUGUUGAAUCCUCUCCGCUAAGUAAUGGUGGAAUGGAUUAAAUAUUGUUGUAUUUCUUCUAUCAAAUUUAUCAGAAUUUGACUUUGUGGUUU